Messenger RNA from Anopheles marshallii, 1122 nucleotides. It is a transcript of the gene jeb, whose product is annotated as PE-PGRS family protein PE_PGRS26. Gene Ontology annotation, biological process: positive regulation of MAPK cascade. Gene Ontology annotation, molecular function: protein binding; transmembrane receptor protein tyrosine kinase activator activity. The transcript has 3 exons. The record is from RefSeq and is a predicted model, not a curated record. The coding region runs from base 21 to 1076 and encodes 351 amino acids. NCBI's taxonomy places the organism in Eukaryota, Metazoa, Arthropoda, Insecta, Diptera, Culicidae. Gene Ontology annotation, cellular component: terminal bouton.
GUGUGUGGCAGUAGUGAAAAAUGAUCCGACCGAUUCUACCGAUACUGGCGUACAUGAGCGUGCUCUCGAGUACGUACUCGCUGCACAUGGCACGCGAUGCUUACAUCAAGCCACCGCCACCUCCGCCACCUGCCCAGCUGCUCGACGACCUGGACGAUAUGUCCGAGCUGCUGGCGGAGAACGGUGUCGACCUGAUGCGGCCAAUGAUGGGCACCGUACACCAGAAGCCCCACAGUGGCACUAGCGUCGGCGGUGGCGGUGGAACGGUCGGGGGCAGUGGCAGCAUCAUCAGCAGUAACACCGGUGCCGUAUCGUUAGGUACCAUCACCCAUGUGACGAGCAAUGAGCUGCCCGAGCUGAGUCCGCCGCCAGCGCAUCUGCCGGCGGCGUUACGCCACGGCCCGAUCGGGCCACUUGUUGGGCAGCCACCGCGCGGCCUGCAGGAGCUGUUCGGUGUGCAGACCAACUUCGACAUACGUGCGGCACAGCAGCAGCUGUCCCACGGUCCGAAUGGUGCGACGUCCACCUUCGACGCCAACCAGUCCUCCUCCAGCGGUAUGGACGAUCGGGAUGAUGAUAACGGUGAUGGUGGCGGUGGGAGAGGUGAGGAUGGUGACGAUCUCAACGGAUCAGCAGCUGCUGGUGGUGGUGGACAGGGCAAUGUCAAUCUGCAACGGUCGGCGUCGAGCAGCAAGCGAGCGUCACCGACCGGGGGACGCAAUAAGAUGAUGGUCAACUCUGCCCAAGACGUCGGCGGAAGCAGUAGCGGUCUGCCAUCGAUCCCGCACGACAUCGCUAACCAAAUGAUGCUGCGCAGUACACGCGGUCAGCGGCAGUACGAUGUGCCGCAAAUUGAAUGUCCACCAGCGAUGGACGGCAUGGAGCGUUUUGCCUGCCCUACCCCAGAUCGGCAAGGCCGGUACCGAUGUAUAGACGAUCACGUGCUAUGCGACGGUUUCAUCGACUGCCCCGAAGGCGAGGACGAGGACAGGCAGGCUUGUAUGUUCUACAAAACGACAAAAGCACAUCUCGACGUAUUAGCGGACGCCUUAUUGAGAUGGGCUCGAGGCCGUUAAGUUGUACAUUUCACAGCAGCUCCCGACAGCAUCGCUGUUAUAGUGC